AGAGAGAGAGCGCGAGAGCGAGGCGAUUUGCAUUGCGAGGGGAUAGCGUCAUCUUCGGCGGGUUUUGGCGUCGUGCGGUGAGACGAUUGGGGUUGGAUGUUGUGCAGGUGCCUGCCACCACACUUUCUCUACCUUCAACAUGGCCGCUAAAGGCAAUGUCAAGGUUGAAGCCACGGAGAACUCGGCGACUUCUCUUCCGACCGCCACGGAUGUACGGCCCGCGGAUGGCAUCACCCCGACCGUCGAAAAUGUGGUCGCCACCGGCUACUUUUCGGGCAAGGUCAAUCUCGCUGAAGUGCAGAAGAAGACCCGCAACAUCGAGUAUAAUCCUCGCCGCUUUGCUGCGUGUGUUAUUCGUAACAAGCUGCCUCACAGUACAGGCCUUCUCUUCUCCUCUGGCAAGCUCGUCAUCAUGGGCUGCAAAAGUGAGGAGCAGGCUGAGCAAGCCUGGAGCAAGUUCCAGGAUAUCGUGAUUAAGCGUUGUAACAUUGCCGUCACGCCCACCGGCUUUAAAAUUCACAACGUCGUGGGCAAGGUGGACGUGGGCUUUAAGAUUGACUUGCACAAGCUACAUAUGGAGCACUCCAAAUUUGUGACAUACGAUCCCGAGACGUUUCCAGGCCUGACCUACCGAAUGCAGGACCCCUCGGUUGUUUUGUUGGUCUUUCACAGCGGGAAAGUUGUCUUGACCAAGGCCAAGACUCGCCUUGAGAUGAUUGAGGGUCUUCGCCGCAUCCUGCCUACCCUGAAGGAGAACCGUAGUUCAGUGGCUUGAGCGUCGAUCGUCGAUCGUCGCUCUUUUGUGUCUUGUGUCCCGACACUGGCCUCAGGCUUUUUCAUAGCACCUCUGCCUACAUUGCGCUGGGCUUCCCAGAUAUCGAGUAUUGACGGCAGUGGCAGCCCUUAAGGUCAUUCCAAAUUGUUUGUCGUUGUUGAGAAGACGUGCUCUUAUUCCUUUCAUUCUUGUUGUUCCAUGUUGACCAUCCUUUGGAUACGAGCCAGUGCCAUGUCUUCCCGCACCCUCAUUGGCUCUGUGCCGAUCCGCGCCAAGCGCAAAUAUCUGUUAUUCUCUUCUGAGUUUGUGUCUUCCAAGCAGAUUAUGGUUGUUUGUUUCCUCUGCUUGCCUUGAGAAUUCUCCCUCCCACAUCCCAAAAAGAAUCGAUGAGAAAGAAUU
Messenger RNA from Monosiga brevicollis MX1, 1174 nucleotides. RefSeq lists its product as uncharacterized. The coding region runs from base 140 to 775 and encodes 211 amino acids. Gene Ontology annotation, molecular function: RNA polymerase II general transcription initiation factor activity; DNA binding. The transcript has 4 exons. NCBI's taxonomy places the organism in Eukaryota, Choanoflagellata, Craspedida, Salpingoecidae. The record is from RefSeq and is a predicted model, not a curated record. Gene Ontology annotation, biological process: DNA-templated transcription initiation.